Messenger RNA from Penicillium daleae, 1383 nucleotides. RefSeq lists its product as uncharacterized. NCBI's taxonomy places the organism in Eukaryota, Fungi, Ascomycota, Eurotiomycetes, Eurotiales, Aspergillaceae. The transcript has 4 exons. Gene Ontology annotation, biological process: amino acid transmembrane transport. Gene Ontology annotation, cellular component: vacuolar membrane. The coding region runs from base 1 to 1383 and encodes 460 amino acids. The record is from RefSeq and is a predicted model, not a curated record. Gene Ontology annotation, molecular function: amino acid transmembrane transporter activity.
AUGACAGAGAAAGAGCAAAAAGCGCAUGCGUCCACGGAUGCGGAGCACGCCAGCCUUUCAGACUCAGCUGAAGAGCUUGAAGUCUUUAAGAAAACCGCAGAUGGUGUAAGUUUUCGCGAUGUAGGCUGGUUCAAAGCGUGUAUUCUGUUCGUGAAAGUUCUCUUCGCGACAGGUGUGCUUUCAAUCCCUUCGGCCCUGCUCUCCCUUGGUGCUGUUGGUGGUGCAAUCAGCAUCAUUGCCUGGGGCGCGUUCAAUACAUAUGCCUUCGUGAUCCUUGGAAACUUUCGCCUGCGUCGCCCUCACUGCCACUCUGUUGCAGAUAUGGCGGAGGUGGUUGGGGGUGUCGUCGGAAAAGAAAUCACCGGCCUUCUGUUCAUUAUCGGCUAUGUUCUUGUCACUGGCAGUGGAAUAGUCGGCGUGUCUACCGCCCUGAAUGCCCUCUCCCACCAUGCCGCAUGUACAGUCUGGUGGUCCUUCAUCGCUAUGGUAGGAGUGAUCGCGACCGCUUCAAUUCGCAAACUCACUCACGUUGGCUGGCUGUCGUAUGCAGGCUUUAUCUCCAUCUAUGUUGCUGUGCUGAUUGUGGUCAUUGGUGUCACCACGCGGGACCGGCCCGCUGCUGCUCCCCAGACAGGCCCCUACGAUCUUGGUUAUGUGGCUAUCAACAAUCCAGGUUUCGCCGCCGGUAUGGUCGCGUCAAGCACGAUAUUCGUCUCCUCCGCCGGUACGAGCGCAUUUCUCCCCGUCAUCUCGGAGAUGCGUAACCCGAAAGACUACAAAAAAGCGCUUUAUCCAUGCAUGGGGCUGGUUACGGCGUCGUAUCUUGCUUUUAGCUUGGUUGUUUACCGUUGGUGUGGGCAAUGGGUUGCCAGCCCAUCAUUGGGGAGCGCGGGCCAAACGAUCAAGAUGGUGUCCUACGGCGUCGCUUUAUUGGGCUUAAUUGUGAGCGCCACGCUCUAUCUUCAUAUUGGAGCAAAAUACCUCUUCGUCAGAAUCCUAGGCAAGACUCGUCACUUGCAGGCAAACUCGGUGAUUCAUUGGGGGACUUGGCUUGCCUGUACGGUUGUUCUAGGCGCCAUUUCUUUCAUUCUCGCAGAAGCUAUUCCUAUUUUCAACUACCUGAUUGCAUUGGUUGGAUCUUUUUGUUUUGCUCCUCUCGCUAUAUCGCUCCCCGGGCUCCUGUGGCUAUACGACCAUGGCCAUUAUUUGAAGGGAUCUCUUAUGCAGAAGGUCAAGUUCUUCCUCCACAUUGGAAUUGUUCUUCUCGGUAUAUUCAUCCUUGUCGGUGCAACCUACGGCGUCAUCAUUCAAAUCAAAGCUGCCUACGCAGAUGGAACUAUUGGCUCUACAUUCACCUGUGCCGACAACUCAAAUUCCUCAUAA